GAUAACCUAUUAAGAAACCUCAAUAGAAAUAAUAUUUAUUUUUAAUAAAUAACUAACUACACCUAUAUACGUUAUUAAAUAUUAUGGCUGGAACAUUAUUUCGUUCCUUUUUUAACAAUACACUAUCACUUUAUAAAAUAAACACAUCAAAUGUCAGAAGUUUACAUACAGCUACAGUAGCAUAUGCAGCCAGGAAAGGUACUAGAGCUAAAGCAAGAGCAAAAAAAGUUAAAGUGGAAGUUACUAAAAUUGGUUUCAUCCCUCACAACCAAAGAGGAAGGGAUAAAUCAUUAAAGAUUAAUCUAAAUAAGCAUGCAGAUGACACUCAUAAAAUUGAGUCAAAAGAUGAUGUAUACCCUAUGAAAUACUACCGAUGGGUGGUGUACACAGCGGAAGAAGCUGUGAAAGCACAUCAGGAAACCCACCACCCCUCUAUGUACAAUGUGCCCGAUGCACUAGUGUAUGCACGGGUUGAAAUUAAUAUGGAAGCUGUUAAAAAGAAUAGAUAUGUAGAUAGUUUCACCCGGCUUUGCCUACUGCCGAACAUAUUUCCGCGUGAUGAGGAACGGACCAUACUUGCUUUCUGCAAAGGACCUGAACUGAUGGAUGGUGCGAGAGCAGCUGGUGCCACCACUGUCGGUGGUCCUGAGCUAAUAAAAAAGAUACAGGAUGGCACAAUCAAAUUAUUCGAAUAUGACUAUAUCAUCGCCCAUCCCAACAUCAUCACAGAACUUGUCCCGAUAAGAGGUUUGAUGAAACGGCGCUUCCCAAACUUACACUCUGGCACUUUGGAUACGGAUUUGGUGAAUUUAGUGAAAAAAUACGCAGCUGGAGUCCAGUAUCGUGUAGUACAGGACGAACACCAGAAGAAUUAUGGAUCUGUCGAAGUGCCUGUUGGACGGUUAAACAUGGACCCGAAACUGGUAGCCGAAAAUAUUGGAGCCCUAUUAAAAGACGUGCAGUCUGCGAGGCCAAAAAGGGAUGGGCUCUUCAUAACAAGGUGUAUAAUAGUAAGCCCACCUUCAGCAGAAACGCUUAAGAUUGAUCCAUUUGUAUAUGUAGACCGCACGCUUUCUAAAGAAGUUCAAGAUGACAGUGAUGAUGAAGUUGAUGCUGUUUCAGCUGCUGCCUGAAGAUCAAAUUGUUGUUAAGUUGUGUAGUAUGAAUUGUGCAUAAAUAUAUAGUAUUAA
Achroia grisella is the source of this 1190-nucleotide messenger RNA. RefSeq names its product large ribosomal subunit protein uL1 (gene mRpL1). The transcript is spliced from 8 exons. NCBI's taxonomy places the organism in Eukaryota, Metazoa, Arthropoda, Insecta, Lepidoptera, Pyralidae. The coding region runs from base 84 to 1133 and encodes 349 amino acids. The record is from RefSeq and is a predicted model, not a curated record.